CCGACAGCUAAAUUCUAUCAUGGCAGGGCCCAAGCGAGGUUCCAAUCAUGCAUGUCUAAGCUCAUGACUAACACUUCCGGACUCUAACACUGACCCGUCCGGUCCGUCUUGUCGCCUUGGCCCCACCUCAACUCCGCGGAAUUCGGGACGUUCGAUCGAAUGAAAGGAGGAGGAUAGCCCCGGUGGUGAUGCACAAGCGGGACGGGUGCUGAUCAACUGCAUGCCGCGUGGGACAAGGUUCCACUCAUGAUGGCACGGAACCUCGAAACCUUUCGGUGUACACAGGCCUUGCCCAAUUCCGGUGCGGGGAUGCUAUCAAUGCCGUGUCUUUCGUGUGCUGGUGCCCCAGUCAUCUCAAGUUUAUAAUGUCGUCGAUCUGUUCAUCUCUUUACUGUCGGAAGGUAAGACAAAUCACCGUCGUAUUUCACCUUCAUUCACCAUGGCCCAAGCAUUCGGAAAUCUACCCAGCGGAGUCGUAAAGGUCCCAGAGAAGUUCACUCUCAAGGUGCCGGACCAGAGCGUGGACGAAUUUCAGCAGCUGCUCCAGCUAUCGAAGAUUGGGCCGGAGACCUGGUACAACAAGCAAGAAGACGGCCAAUUCGGCGUAUCUCGUAAAUGGCUCAUUAACGCUAAAGAAGCCUGGUUGAAGUUCGACUGGCGCAAACAGGAAGCUCGCAUCAACUCCAUACCGAAUUUCAAGGCAAAGGUCGAUGAUGCAGAUCUCGGAACCGUGGACGUCCACUUCGCUGCCCUGUUCUCCAACAAGAAGGACGCAACACCAGUCAUCUUCAUGCAUGGCUGGCCCGGCUCAUUCCUCGAAUUCUUCCCGAUGAUCGACUUGCUUGUGAGCAAGUACACACCCGAUACCCUGCCGUACCAUGUCAUUGUGCCGUCUCUCCCGGGCUAUGGACUCUCUGCUGGCUCAAUUCCGCUUGAGAAAGAGACUCAACAAGAGGCUGUCGCACGCAGUCUGCAUCAGCUGAUGCUUGAUCUUGGAUUCGGCAGCGGGUACGCUGCUCAAGGCGGUGACGUGGGAAGUUUCAUGGCUAGAAUUAUGUCUGGCUACAAGGAGUGCAAGGCAUUUCACUUGAACAUGUUGAUGCCUACCCCGGAGGAUGCUGCUGGUGGCACCGAUGGGUUGACAUCUCAAGAACUUGAACAGACUGGCAGGAUGUUGAAAUGGCGCUCAACUGGAAUGUCAUAUGCCCUAGAGCACGGCCUCCGACCAGCAACCAUCGGCUUGGUAUUGUCAGCGAGUCCGCUGGCGUUAUUGGCUUGGAUUGGCGAAAAGUACAUCGAGUGGGUGGACUCGCGUUACCCGCUUCAGCUGGAGACCAUUCUCGAGCUCGUGAGUCUGUACUGGUACACGGACACGUUUCCAAGGAGUAUCUACCCGUACCGGCCCUUGGCCAAGGCCAUGUCUAGCGAAGGCGGUGGCACAACCAUCUCUACUUCGAAGGAGACGCCGUUGGGAUACUCGUGCUUCCCAGCCGAGAUUGGCCUCAUGCCAAAGGUGUGGGCAGAAAAGUCAUUCCCCAAUCUCACGCAGUAUCGCACGCAUGAGAAGGGCGGACAUUUUGCGGCGCUUGAGCAACCGGCGUUAUUGCUGCAAGAUGUGGAGGAUUUUUUAGCUUCUCUCAAAGCCGCUUCCAAACUCUGACUUAAGCCUCAAGAUCUGGAGUCAGGUAGUUGAGAGUCUUUUAUGUGACAGAUUGAUGUCAGAUUAGGUAAAAGGUACGCCAGGUGAGGAUAUCAAAAUACGAUUGUUAUUUUCAGUCAUAAAUUCGUAAACACC
Molecule: messenger RNA, 1795 nt
Organism: Colletotrichum acutatum
Lineage: Eukaryota; Fungi; Ascomycota; Sordariomycetes; Glomerellales; Glomerellaceae
Product: epoxide hydrolase
Exons: 4
Coding region: 440-1660 (406 amino acids)
Biological process (GO): epoxide metabolic process
Molecular function (GO): epoxide hydrolase activity
Source: RefSeq, a predicted model, not a curated record